AUGUCGUCCCUUUCCGGUCUGACCACGUCAGCCGGCCAGGUGCGGCUCGUGUUCGUCGGGCACAGAGGCGUCGGUCAGAACCGACCUCCCCCAGUCGCCACCGCGGCGACCGAAACUGUGUUGGCGGGAACGGGAGCUUGUAGUGUCUCACCAGGCAUUCGAGAGAACACGGUUCUGUCAAUGAAGCGAGCGGCGAAAUUGGGCGUAGAUUUUGUGGAGUUUGAUGUUCAGGUGACUAAGGACGGCGUCCCUGUCAUCUUUCACGAUAAUCACAUCCUCACUGCAGACGGGCUUGACUGCAAGAUCGCUGACCUCACACUCUCUGAGUUCCAGGCAAUCGGGCCGUCACAGACCCCGGGAAAGAUGGGCAUGCAGCUGAUUAGGAGACGCAGGGACGGCAGCACGUACACGUGGGUGGCAGAGGAGGAGGACGCCAUGCCGACCCUGGUUGACCUGUUUGACCGCGUUGACCCUGCCAUAGGGUUCAACGUGGAGGUCAAAUUCGCUGCUGACGACUCAAAGGAUGCCGGGGGGCCUGCUGAGAUUGAUCGAAUCCUCUCAGCCUUGCUCCCUGUGAGUUUGUCAGUCUGCUUGGCUCCCUCUGUGUCUGUCUCUCACCCUUUCUCCCUCUGA
Messenger RNA from Closterium sp. Naga37s-1, 633 nucleotides. NCBI's taxonomy places the organism in Eukaryota, Viridiplantae, Streptophyta, Zygnematophyceae, Desmidiales, Closteriaceae. The record is from the annotation of a GenBank genome assembly.